AUGGAUUCAGAUCAUCUUUUAAGAUUAGGUAUGAUUGCGAAAAAAAUACUUGAAAACAACAAAGGAAUUCUUGCAGCAGACGAGAGCCCAGAAACAUUGGGAAAGAAACUUGAGAAGCUUGGAAUCAAGAACACUAAAGAGAACAGAAGAAAGUUUAGGGAAAUCCUCUUCAGUACUAAGGAAAUAGAAAAGUACAUAGGUGGAGUUAUCCUGAAUCCAGAGACAUUUGGGCAAACCGAUGGGAAGGGAGUGUUGCUGACAGAAAUACUGAAGAGAAAAGGCAUUGAAAUAGGCGUAAAACUUGAUAAAGGGUUAAUAGACUAUAAGGAGAACGAGAAAAUUUCUGUGGGGCUCGAGGAUUUGGAGUUAAGAUGUAAGUCCUCUGAAUUCAAAGAUGCUACAUUUGCCAAAUGGAGGUCUUUGUUCUACUUCUAUGAUGGAAUUCCCUCAGAAGAUUGCAUCAAUGAAAACUGUUCUGUAUUGGCAAAGUAUGCAAUAAUAUGCCAGAAGAAUGGCCUUGUCCCAAUUGUAGAGCCUGAGAUAUUCUUGGAAGGAGACUACGAUAUAGAAAGUUCGUAUAAAUUGUUGAGAAAGAUACUAAGCACACUCAUGAAAUAUUUAAACUAUGAAUCUGUCUAUAUUCCAGGAAUCCUUAUCAAGACAAGCUAUGUUACAUCUGGUCUACUUAGCAGCGAGGAAUACACACCCAAGGAGGUUGCUACCCUCACAUUCAGAGCUCUCUUGUCAACUAUUCCUUGUGGAAUUCCGGGAAUUGUUUUCCUAAGCGGAGGUCACAGCCCAGAAGAUUCAAUCAACUUCCUCAAUGCAAUAAACAUGGAGAGGGGAUGUAGAACAUGGUCCUUAAGUUUUAGCUUUGCCAGGGCACUAACAGACGACGCUUUGAAGACAUGGAAAGGGGAUGACUCAAAUAUUGAAGAAGCACAGAAAGUCUUGAUUGAGACAUCAUACAAGGCUCACAUGGGGGCUCUUGGAAAACUAUGUGGUCAAGGAUAA
Molecule: messenger RNA, 1014 nt
Organism: Encephalitozoon intestinalis ATCC 50506
Lineage: Eukaryota; Fungi; Microsporidia; Unikaryonidae
Product: fructose-bisphosphate aldolase B
Exons: 1
Coding region: 1-1014 (337 amino acids)
Biological process (GO): glycolytic process; fructose 1,6-bisphosphate metabolic process
Cellular component (GO): cytosol
Molecular function (GO): fructose-bisphosphate aldolase activity
Source: RefSeq, a predicted model, not a curated record